UGCCACCUGGUCGCGGAGGAAGGACGCCGAUCCGCAGGACGAAGAGGGCCGCCAGUCGCCAGGAGCCAGGAGCCAAGAGCAAGGAUCGAGAAGCCUGCCAGGGUCGAUUUAGCCGCGGCUCAGUCGAAAUUCCGUCGCGUGUGAUUCGUCGGGAGUGAAGUGAAGACCUUUUUUUUACGGAUCGCCUCCCCUUUUUCAAUCCGUCCUCAUAUUCUGCAGCUGGAAUUUGUCUUCUUUUCAACCGGGGCCCGUUCUACUUCUAAUCGCAUGGAAGGAAAAUGUGAGUGCUGAAUUUUUCGCCGCUAAACGGCGAUUUUACUCAUGCAGCUUUUUAAGAGAUCAUGGCUACGAGUCCUCCAAUGCCUGAAUUCAGGGGAGCUGACCACUACAGAUGUCCUACGUCAACUGAAGCGGGCCAUGAGAUCCUUAGACCGAAACCUCGAAGACCAAGCGGUGCAGGCAGCGGGAGCAGGGAGCUGGUUCCGUACAACUCUUCCAGCAACAAAACGUCAUCGCCAUCGUCUAAUUCAGAUUCUGCACCUUCACAACCAGCGACUCCCAUUCGAUUAAAUAGCACGAGCCAGGUGGUUACCAGCAAUAGCAGUAGCAAUGUGAACAAGGAGAGCAGGCCUGAAGAUGCGGAGACCCUGCCGUCCAGGCCUGUAACAACUCCAAGACAAUUAUCAAACAAAAACAACUUAUCGACACUCCCUCAUCAUCAUGUCAACGAGCUCAGACUCCUUCAGAGGAGAGCUGAUUCAAACGGAAGUUCAUCCGACGACAACAGGACUUCUGGGCACGCCUCCAUGUCCGAUGGACACUUGAGCUCAUCUCCCACUGCAGAUAGGCACCAUCACUACCGACCACCUCUAAACUCAGUGCCAGAAGAUGGAAGACUCUCGGCGGGAAUAAUGGCAGGGCAGAGUAGGUCGAAUAGGAAAAGUGUACAAAGUAGAAGUAGACAUCGAGCAACCCCAGCAAAGUUGGUUCCAUGUGGAUCUGGCAUUGAAGAUAUAAAACUAGCCAUCCAGCAGUUGACGAUGAGAUCCCACACUUCAAAUUCCACUUCUACAUAUUCUAGUCUGAGUGGGAGUGAAGGAAGCGAGCCAGCAGUGAGAAGACUUAUAAGGCAUUCUUCUCUCGAAACAAUAAACACGAAUGUGACAUCUGCAGACGAAUUUGUCUGGGUCGACAGCCACAACAGAUUGGUUGAGCUGCAACAACUCCCCUGGUCAAAUCACGACGUACUUAAAGUACUGCAGAGCGGGCGUGUGAGAUGUUCAAUGGAAUGGGUAGCAAUGGAAACGGUUCCCAGGUUAUCAUACCUCCUUCAGAGAGCGUUAGUCAGGAUAGGAAGGGAAGCACAAAGGCUCUCAAAACCUUUAGCCAUGUGUGGUAAACAUGAAAUAGCAUCAUCUUUAAGGAUUAUUUUGAGUCCUGUACUAGCUGAUUCAUGCAUAAAGGCUUGCCUGAGAUCAGGAGCAAUGUUUGCAGUUUCAGGUGACCAAAUGAAACAGAGCAAAUCACAAAGAGCUGGUCUCAAUCUUUCAGUCGGACGGUUUCACCGUUGGAUGGUUGAUGUCCGCUUAGGGAAAUUUGUACAUGAGUAUGCAGCAAUUUAUUUAGCAGCAGGACUUGAGAAUUUAUUGGAAGAGAUAAUCCUCCAAUGUUUGCCAUCGAAACCAGAAACGGUUCUCACGGCAUCUAUGUUUGAGCAUGCUAUAGCAAACAAUAGUGACCUGUGGGGAUUGUUACAACCUUAUGCCCACCUCAACACAGGGAGAACAGCAUCAGGAACACUUGCAUUGCCUAGAUGGGCAAGUGUUAGUUCAGUCGCGACUGAUACAACAUGCAGCUCAGUUUCAAGUAAGAGGGAGCACAGUCUUCUGACUACAUGCGUAGCGUCUGUCCAGGAGUUAGCAGAUCUUCUUCGUACUUCGUCAUCCGUGCUCAACUCAAGACCACAAUUUUCACCGCAGGCCAUUCAAGCCCUGUUUUACUUCAUGAGAUGCUCACAGCUCGAACACUGUGGAUCUGUGCAAGAAUUAGUUUAUGAAAGGGCGUAUGUUGUACUCCCUCCUCUUUUAGAAUGGGUAAGGACUGCCUCUGCUCAUGCACAGUACAGACACUCUCAAGUCGUGGAUCAGGAUGAUAUAAUGCAAGCGGGUCGACUUCUUUUGCCAGGUGUCGACACUCCUGUUCGCCAGCCCGGAUGUGAUGAAAGUAUAUCAAGGAGAUGUGGUGAAGAAGUUGAAGCUGUCAAAAAGCUAAAAGUAGGCUUAGCUUUUAGAAUGUUAGGCUCUGGAAUCAGAGAGAUGGUGCCGCAUGCGUUACAACUUCUACCCAGUACAAAGUUAAAUACAGUGGGUGACAAUGGCUUGACACCUCUGAUGCUUGCUUGUGUCAAUAAUGAUGAAAACGCAGUUAGGAUUUUAUUAGAAUUUGGAUGCGAUCCUGAUUUAGAAACUCCUCCGCAGGGAACACAGGGUUGUCCAAAUGUACAGGCAGAAAGCCAGCAUUGGACUGCUUUGACCUAUGCUGCUUUGCAAGGAAAUAUUCCAGUGGCAAAACUCUUACUCGAGAGAGGGGCUCAUGUGGAAGGAGGAGCGAGGUUGAGCGAAGAAAAAUCUACGAUGACCCCUCUUCAAGUUGCGUCAGCAUCAGGCAACUUGGAAAUGGUGUCUUUACUUCUAUCUCACGGUGCACACCCAUUCCUUUCUACUGUCUACAAAGAUUCAGGAUCAUACUCAGGAGCGGCUCAAAGGGGGUGCUACAGUGCUUUUGCGGUCGCAGCGGCUCAUGGACAAAGGGCAGUACUGCAUAAAUUGCUGUCGCAUCCAUUGAGCCAAAAUACAAAAGAGGUUUUGUCUUUGGAGGAAAUACUAGCAGAAGGGACGAAUCAACUCACUGCUGAGCGCCGUUCAAGACAGGUUGGUGAAGGCAACUCAGCCCAGUUACUUAAACUAAGUAAAGCACAAAUAAAAUGCUUACAAGAGGCCAUGUAUCACAGCACUGAAAACAACCACCUUGAAAUAACUCUUGACUUGAGAAAUUUGGGUGUGUGCUGGAGUUUACACUGCUGGAUGUCAACUUUAGCAACCGCACACGGCCAUAUCGAGAGCAUGAUUGAUCAACUUCUGCAGGAUUUUUUGCAUGUCUGGCCUGAUGAUUGCUCAGCACAGUUUGUAGACGAAUGCCUUCCACUUCUCUUCAACAUUUUUCGAUACAGCAAGAACGAAGGGACAACGUUACUUUUAGCCGAUAUCUUUUCAACUUGCUAUGGAUGGGAGCCAAUAAGGCCGAUCAGGGACUCGACACUAAACGGUGGCGCAAGAAUAGAUCCAAAGUUCGUGAACAACCCCGAGCUCUCAGAUGUGCAGUUUAGGGUGGAAGGAAGAGUGUUUUACGCGCACAAGAUCGUUCUUGUAACAUCAUCGCCAAGGUUCAGAGGGAUGCUCAGCUCAAAACUAUGCGAGGGAAAUCCUCCAAUAGUUCAAAUUAAUGACAUCCGAUAUCAUAUUUUCCAGUUAGUAAUGCAAUUUUUGUACAAUGGUGGCUGCGAAGGGCUUGAAGUAGAUCAGAAUGACGUUUUGGAGUUGAUGGCAGCCGCUAACUUCUUCCAGCUUGAUGGCUUACUUAGAUUUUGUGAAGCUCAGUGUUCAACGAUGGUCGAUCUAGACAAUAUAGUUUCCAUGUAUAUACAUGCAAAGGUGUACAAUGCAUGCCAGCUAAUGGAAUACUGCCAAGGUUUUCUCCUUCAGAAUAUGGUUGCGCUGCUCACUUACGACGACUCGGUAAAGCGUCUUCUUUUUGGAAAGAAACUCCACAACCAUGACGUCCUCGCAGGUCUUUUGCUGACUCUACAGGCAAGAAUUAAAGCAAGGAACAACACACUUCGCCCUGGGCCUAAACCCAAGUCUCCAUAACUGAUCGCUUUAAUAGAUUUUAUUAUUGUGAUAAACAGCUGCACUUCUUCACUUGGUUUUUUCGACCUCCCAGCUGUAAUAAUUACAAUCUUUAUAAUUAUUAGAAAAUAUUUUCAAUUUUA
Cimex lectularius (bed bug) is the source of this 4048-nucleotide messenger RNA. RefSeq names its product ankyrin repeat and BTB/POZ domain-containing protein 2. The transcript has 22 exons. The record is from RefSeq and is a predicted model, not a curated record. Gene Ontology annotation, molecular function: protein heterodimerization activity. The coding region runs from base 342 to 3926 and encodes 1194 amino acids. NCBI's taxonomy places the organism in Eukaryota, Metazoa, Arthropoda, Insecta, Hemiptera, Cimicidae.